AUGUGCUUUUUGGCCACCAUCAAAGAAGAACUCAGGACUGCACUAGCUCCACUGCAGAAGAAGCUAGAAGCCUUUAAUGCAGUGAAACUAGUCUGUGAUCAAACAGCAGAGCACAUCAAGAGCCAGGCCCAGCACACAGAGAGACAGAUAAAGAUGGAGUUUGAGAAACUUCAGCAGUACCUAAAAGAGGAAGAGGCAGCCAGGAUCACUGCACUGAGGGAGGAAGAGGAGCAGAAGAGUCAGAUGAUGAAGAAGAAGAUUGAGAAGAUGACAGAAGAGAUAUCAACCCUUUCAGAACAGAUCAGAGCCAUAGAACAGGAGCUGGGAGCUGAAGACAUCUCAUUCCUGCAGAGCUACAAGGACACACAAAUCAGAGCCCAGUGCACCCUGGGGGAUCCAGAGAAGGUCUCAGGAGCGCUGAUUGAUGUGGCCAAGCACCUGGGCAAUGUGAAGUACAGAGUGUGGGAGAAGAUGCUGGGGACUGUUCAAUACACUCCUGUGACUCUGGACCCAAACACAGCAUAUCCCAAACUCUCACUGUCUGAGGAUCUUACCAGUGUGAGACGCAGUGAUGAGAGACAGCAGGUUCCUGAUAAUCCAGAGAGAUUUGAUUGGUUGUGGGUGCUGGGCUCUGAGGGAUUCAGCUCAGGGAGACACUGCUGGGAUGUAGAAGUGGGGGGUGAUGAGGGCUGGGUGGUGGGUGUGGUUAAAGAGUCCAUCAGCAGGAAAGGGGGUGUGACUCUGAGCCCAACAGGAGGAGUGUGGGGUAUACAGCAGUACUGGAGUGGGGAAUACGCAGCCAUGACCUUCCCACAUACACGCCUCACUGUGCAGAGGGACCUCCAGAGGGUCAGAGUGCAGCUGGACUGGGACAGGGGGGAGGUGUCGUUCUCUGACCCCCGUAACAACACUCCUCUCUACACUUUUAAACACUCCUUCACUGAGAGACUGUUUCCAUUCUUUAGACCAUCGACCCACGGGAUGCAGAUCUGUCCACUGAAGGUGUCUGUGAGUGUAAAAUAGCACUGUGGGAUUGUGCUGACAUAACAGGGCUGCAUUUCAUCACAUAUGAACAUGUUUAAUAUACAAUUUGUCAGAAACAAAUGGCACAUCAAAAACAAAAUAUUGUUAAUUCUUUGAAAUGUUAAUGCAAACAUUCUGUAGA
Molecule: messenger RNA, 1165 nt
Organism: Conger conger (European conger)
Lineage: Eukaryota; Metazoa; Chordata; Actinopteri; Anguilliformes; Congridae
Product: E3 ubiquitin-protein ligase TRIM35-like
Exons: 6
Coding region: 1-1023 (340 amino acids)
Molecular function (GO): protein binding
Source: RefSeq, a predicted model, not a curated record